CUUAGUUCUGAGAGAUGAUAAGAUAAGUGCAAUUGCGUAGAACAGCACACUUCAUCGCAAGGGCUCUUUAAAGAUUCGGAAAACCUUGUGAUCAGUUUGGUAAAACUAUGGAACAACCAGGUGGUGCCUGAGCAUUAGAAAACUAUGAUUCAGAGGAGUCCCAGAUAAAAACCAGCAAAAAGGAUAGUGAACAUACAUGUAUGUGUGUUCUAUAAUGUUAAAUAGAAACCGAGUAUCGUCGUCCAAAUAUGCAACAUUUAGAGCGCCAGAGUUUGCUUCCUUAUCAACCGGAAUGCAAUGGAAUACGAAAAUUGCAAUGAAUGCAGAUGCCAGGGACUGAUAGGAGACCCUCGGGACUGGCACUCAGUAUCAUUAUCAUGGCGUCAGUAGCUGCCCGGACACGGGCCCGCGCGAGACUUGACUCGAAAACAGAACGGAUACCCACAUAGCAUUCAGCACAUCGGAAGUCGCAAUGCAGAGCCAAGCGAAUCUGAACUGGGGCAUCGCGGCAGCGGGCAGGAUAACGCAGGACUUUGUCACCGCCCUGGGAACCGUGGAGAAGUCCCGUCAUGUGGUAGUGGCCGUGGCCGAUGUGGAUGGCCAGCGGGCGCAGGAGUUCGCCCAGAGGAAUCAAAUACCCAGGCACUACGAUGGGUUCGAUGCUCUGGCUCUGGAUCGAGAGGUGGAUGUGGUGUAUGUGGGCACCCUGAAUCCAUUCCACUAUGCUGUCGUCCAUCUCAUGCUGGCCAGGGGUAAAAAUGUGCUCUGUGAGACUCCCAUGUGCUUGGGUUUGGAGCAGGCCAAGGAGCUGUACGCCUUGGCCGAGCAGCGGGGAGUGUUCCUCAUGGAGGGCAUGUGGUCACGCUUCUUUCCCAGCUACGAGCGUCUGCGGGAACUCCUGAACAACGACGUCAUUGGGGAGGUGACCCAGGUGAAGGUCCAGCAUGGCUUUCGCUUGGCCCACAUGGAACGGGUGUGCAGCCGUUCUCUGGGGGGGUCGAUCCUCAUGGACAUUGGCAUCUACGCCUUGCAGCUGGGUCAGUUUGUUUUCGGUGUGUCUCCCGUCAAAAUCCUGCCCAGCGGAACGCAGCUCAACAAGGAUCGCGUAGAUGUACAAAGCGAAUUCAUGCUGGACUAUGGAGACGGUCGCCGAUUGGUGGCUUUGGUGACCGGACUAGAGAAUCUGGAGAACGAUGCCGUCAUCACGGGCACCAAAGGCGAGAUUAGGCUGUCCAACUACUGGUGCUGCACCCAGGUGAGCCGUUCUAAUGCUCCUCCCGAAUCCUGGCCCUUGCCACGGGCCAAGUUUGACUUCCACUACACGAACACCUGCGGACUGAGAUACGAGGCGGAGGAAGUGCGUCGCUGCAUAGAAAAACGUCUGCUCGAGAGUCCGAAAUUCACGCACGCCGAAAGUCUGGAGCUAACAUCCAUUGCCGAUGAGAUCCGACGACAAAUCGGUGUAGUAUAUGAUGUCUGAUGUCAGAGCUGUGAAGAACACUUGGUAAUUAAUAAAUACUUGAACUAUAUCAAUACAUCACCAAGUACAUUGAAUCAGUUUGAGGCAUCUUCUUAAAACAACCACAUUGAAUCUGCAACUGAAAAUAUACAAACUCUCUUAAAAAUA
Messenger RNA from Drosophila yakuba, 1627 nucleotides. RefSeq names its product trans-1,2-dihydrobenzene-1,2-diol dehydrogenase. Bases 473 to 1480 code for a protein of 335 amino acids. Lineage: Eukaryota; Metazoa; Arthropoda; Insecta; Diptera; Drosophilidae. Gene Ontology annotation, molecular function: nucleotide binding. The transcript is spliced from 3 exons. The record is from RefSeq and is a predicted model, not a curated record.